Micropterus dolomieu (smallmouth bass) is the source of this 2018-nucleotide messenger RNA. RefSeq names its product zinc finger matrin-type protein 3-like. NCBI's taxonomy places the organism in Eukaryota, Metazoa, Chordata, Actinopteri, Centrarchiformes, Centrarchidae. The record is from RefSeq and is a predicted model, not a curated record. The transcript has 7 exons. The coding region runs from base 144 to 1631 and encodes 495 amino acids. Gene Ontology annotation, molecular function: nucleic acid binding; zinc ion binding.
GUUUGGAAAUGACAGCUCAGAGAUGACAGCUACACAACAUAAACAACAUAACGCCUCAGUGUCUGCGCGUGUGGUACGGACUGUAAUCCAGCCUGGCCGCCCGGUUUUUGGAGAGAAGAAGUUGGCAAAGGGAUGUGACUGCGAUGAUGGCGCUGCAGAUGAAGAACGGGGAUGCAGCGUACUACCAGAGUGCAGAAUUCUGCAGAAAUUACACUUCACCGCCUGUCAGCUACGGUGACAGCAGCCAUUAUCUUGCCCGAUUGCCAGGCCCAGAGAUCAUGUUGAAGCCUCCACUGAGUCUCUUCAGCCAUCCCCAGCAGCCUUUCCAACAUAUGGACUCUCUGCACCAGCUGAGACCCCCGCCAAUGGCGCCUACGCAGCCUCUCGGCCCACCACCCAUUGCCCCUGCUCAGACAAUUGGAUCCCCAACUAUGGCUCUUACCCAGACUCUAGGGCCCCCUCCCAUAACUGCUAGUCACACGUUAAGGCCUCCCCCCAUUACCCCACCACACAGUUUAGGCCCUCCUCCAAUGGCCCCAGCUCAGCCACUGGGGCCUCCACCAAUGGCACACACCUUGGGCCCCCCACCUGUAGAUCACACACAAGCAAUAGUGCCUCCAAACAUGGACCUCACACAACCAUUGGGGCCUCCACCUCUAAAUCCUGGACAAGCACUGGUGCCCCCACCAGUAGUUGCGCCCGGAGCUGGCCGAUUUCCCCUCCCUCCCAGCCCACUGUCCUCCCCUCCUACCCCGGGCCCAGACCCUUCACAGCUGCCCCCAAGGCCCCCAGGACUGGCCCUCAUCCCGGCCCCGGUGUCCUGCCUCAUCCAUGGUCCUCUCCUGGGUCAGGCAGCCCCUGCCAGUGAGCAACCCCAGGAUGAGGGCUCUCUUCUGGGGAUGGAGGAGCAGGAAGACUCUCUGGGGCUGGGAGAACUGUGUAAACCGCUGUACUGUAAACUCUGCAACGUUACCCUCAACUCUGCUCAGCAGGCACAGGCUCACUACCAGGGGAAGAACCACAGUAAAAAGUUAAGAAAUUUCUACGCUGGCAGUCAACAGCCUCCAGCCAUCAGGAUCCCAGAAGCCCUCGAGACGACUGGCCAGAUAGCCCUCAGCUCAGGAUCCAACGACAGUGACGCAGGCAGGCAGGCAUUGUACAAAGGGGCGACCCGGGUCAUCUUGGCCACAGAGAAUGACUAUUGUAAGCUGUGUGACGCCUCCUUCAGUUCACCGGCAGUGGCACAGGCCCACUACCAGGGCAAGAACCACGCCAAGAAACUACGGCUCGCUGAGGCCCAACAGAACUCCAUUAACAUGGAAUGCAGCAACGAGGUAGCCCCAAGAAGAAACAGGAAAGAUGGCAGUGAGUACAGACUGGUGAAAAAUCGCCGUAGCCCACAGUUACCCACUUCCAUGCCAGGGCCGUACUACAACCCCAGGCCGAGGCAGCGCAUCCCAAGGGACUUGGCCAUGUGCGUGACUCCCAGCGGACAGUUCUACUGCUCCAUGUGCAACUGCGGCGCCGAGCAGGAGACAGACUUCAGGCAGCAUCUGGAGAGCAAGCAGCACAAAGCAAAAGUGUCGGAGUUAAGAUACCGCCACGAGAUGGAGAACCUCGGCUACAGCUAAGAGACACAAGAGGGCGGGGGGCGGGAGAAAAGACAAAGACUAGAGUGGGACAGAAAAUGUGGAGAGGCAGCAUUGCACAACACGGCACAAGGGCAGCAAAGCAAAUACUGCCUCAUGUUUGAGGGGUAUUUUUAGUGAAGGGAUUAGCCGUUUUGGCCUCAAGAUCUUGUUGCAAUUUAUUUGCUAGAUGAAUCAAACACUUAAACCUCUUAUUUGACAUAAGGCUCUAUCAUAUUAAGCGAUAAUUGGAUUUGAUGGAUUUAUUUGGUCUGGGUAUUACACUUAAAAUUUAGCAUAUACAGUAUAUUGGAGCAUGCUGCAACAUAUAUGCAGAGAACAGGAACCGUAUGUUUGAGAAAAUGGUGGAUUAAAAAUUUGUAGACUGAA